AUGUCAACAUCCGCCGAUACACGCCCCAUCGCUCCCGAGCGCUUCGCCGCCGCCCUCAAGGACCUCUCAGUCGGGAUGCUCCACCUCAAGGUCCUUGAGAUUCGCAACUCGAUCGCACACCUAGAAUACUCCAACGACCAGCUCAAGCCCUUUGCCGAGGGCACCGCUACUGCGCUCUCCGACUCGUCGGCCCCUGCCGCCGCCCAAGAGCCCGACCAGGACUGCAUAGACGCUAUCAAGGAGAACGAGGUGGUCAUCGACCGUAUGGCAGAGCGCAUCGCCCUCAUCCGUGCAGAGGUCGAGGACCGCGGGAUCAGCUGGACAGAGUUCCAGAGCCGUGAUGAGGUAGCUUCACGAGGGGAGGGCGACGGCGAAAAAGCCAGCGUCGAGGUCAACGGAGAUACACAGCCCAGCGAGACUGCCGCCGCAACCUCAGCACCCGCCGAGAGCCGUCAUGAGGCGUGGAGCGACGGCACCUUCCAGACGGGCACGAUUCGGAACGGCGAGAUUCAUAUGGACCGUGACGCAGGCCGGCCUGAGGGUGGCAGCCUGAGUGAUGAGCAGCUACAAAGAGCACUGGAGGAACGAAUGAGGAACCUAGAGACGGAUGACGACGAGGGAGGCAUGCACCUAUGA
Molecule: messenger RNA, 636 nt
Organism: Fusarium keratoplasticum
Lineage: Eukaryota; Fungi; Ascomycota; Sordariomycetes; Hypocreales; Nectriaceae
Exons: 1
Coding region: 1-636 (211 amino acids)
Biological process (GO): proteasome regulatory particle assembly
Molecular function (GO): protein-macromolecule adaptor activity
Source: RefSeq, a predicted model, not a curated record